Molecule: messenger RNA, 2540 nt
Organism: Propithecus coquereli (Coquerel's sifaka)
Lineage: Eukaryota; Metazoa; Chordata; Mammalia; Primates; Indriidae
Gene: RUBCNL
Product: KIAA0226-like ortholog
Exons: 14
Coding region: 234-2225 (663 amino acids)
Biological process (GO): autophagosome maturation; autophagosome-endosome fusion; autophagosome-lysosome fusion
Cellular component (GO): autophagosome membrane; intracellular membrane-bounded organelle
Molecular function (GO): phosphatidylinositol phosphate binding
Source: RefSeq, a predicted model, not a curated record
AAAUGGAAAUAUUGACCUCUGUCUUUAGGGCCUGGACUUUGAUGGUUUCCAACAUUGCCCUCUCCUCUGUGUCAGUCUACCUCUCAGAGAAAUUCGUGAUCCCUGAGAAGCUCUCCAGACCCCCAGCUGGCCAUGUGGUGAGGUCAAGGCCCCGAUCAGGUAGUACAGCAGCCAUCCUGAGAGCUCCUUCUAUCUGUUUUGAACAAAUCUGAAGCAGCUUCAAGCCUGGAGAGAUGGUGUCACAAUCUACCAGCCAACAGGAUUCUCCCGUGGACCUCUGGGAAGGCAUCGGCGAUGACUCUAGCAACAUUCACGGUUCUCCCAGGCUCCUGGGGCCUGACCAGCCCCCUUGCCAACUAGACGUCAGGCUCACAAGGCACAAAGCUGCCUGGAUUAACCCUCAGUGUGUGCAGCAAGAGCUGCAGGAUUUGCCACCCCAGGUGCCAGCAGUGGGGACCAUCAGGAACCACUUUGCAGCAGAUACUGCCUCUCCCUUGAGCCCUUCACCCCUGUCCCUUGGUGACUCCCUGGCAGAGACAUCAUUGUCUGAGGAUACUGCAGACUCCGCUGGCAGUGCCUUUGCCCAGGGCUUAAGUGAAAAGAGUGACUUGUCUUUGACCUCCACUGAAGAAUGGGUGGUGCUCCCAGGGCUCUCUCAUCUCGCAUCUCUGCUCAAAAGCUCUAAGAUUUUGGCCACGUUCCCGUAUCCUGAGGUUGACAGUGCUUUUUUCAACCCUUCCCACCUGACAGCUUCUGCUGAUGAAGGUGCUGUUCAAGUCAGUGGAAAACCCAUUUCUUUGAAUUCCUUCUCACCAGAGGCAUUAGAGCUGCCUGUCGAUGUAGAAAAGGAAAAUGCCCACUUCUACGUUGCAGAUAUGAUUAUAUCAGCAAUGGAGAAAAUAAAGUGUAACAUUCUGAGUGAACAGCAGGCAGAGAACUGGAGUAAAGAAGAAGCCAGUGGGUCACUUGGACUUGAUCCAGCUGACUCUGAAGUGACCUUUGGUACCAACAUAAAGCAAGAAUCUGGGUCUGCCACUUCUUCAGACAGUGGCUAUGAAAGUUGUGCUGUGUUACAGGUCAGCCCAGUGGCCGAAACACCUACUUGCAAGGAUGCUGGGAAAGAGGCCUGCAAAUGUGACUUUGAUGAAUUUGUUAUUUUAGAAGUUGGAGAGUUUAACGAUAUCACUGAAACCUGUCGGUGUUCCUGCAGCUCCUCUAAGAGUGUCACUUAUGAGCCAGACUUCAAUUCUGCUGAGCUGUUGGCCAGAGAGUUGUACCGAGUGUUCCGCAAGUGCUGGAUGCUGUCAGGAGUUAAUUACCAGCUGGCGGGUUCCCUGAAUGCAGCCAGCUCAAUAGUUGUCAAUGAAGAGCGUGUCCGAGAAGACUUUGAAUCAAGUAUGAGCGUAGUACAGGAGAUUAAGUUUAAGUCCAGGAUCAGAGGGACUGAAGACUGGGCGCCCCCAAGAUUUCAAAUCAUAUUUAAUAUCCAUCCACCACUUAAGAGGGACCUGGUGGUGGUGGCCCAGAAUUUUUUCUGUGCGGGCUGUGGAACUCCAAUAGAGCCUAAGUUUGUGAAGCGGCUCCGGUACUGCGAAUACCUGGGGAAAUAUUUCUGCCACUGCUGCCACUCCUACGCGGAGUCCUGCAUCCCUGCCCGGAUCCUGAUGAUGUGGGACUUCAGGAAGUACCAUGUGAGCAAUUUCUCCAAACAGCUGCUCGAUAGCAUAUGGCACCAGCCCAUUUUCCAUUUGCCCAGCGUCAGCCAAAGCCUCUACGGGAAAGCCAAGGAGCUGGACAGAGUGAAGGAAAUCCAGGAGCAGCUUUUCCACGUCAAGAAGCUGUUGAAGACCUGCAGGUUUGCUGCCAGUGCAUUAAAGGAAUUUGAGCAGGUGCCGAGACACCUGACUGAUGAGCUCCACCUGUUCUCCCUGGAGGACCUGGUCAGGAUCAAGAAGGGGCUGCUGGCACCCACCCUCAAGAACAUUCUGAAAGCUUCGCUUGGGCAUGUGGCCGGCUGUGAGUUGUGUCAAGGAAAGGGCUUUAUUUGUGAAUUUUGCCGGAAUACGACUGUCAUCUUCCCAUUUCAGACGACAACAUGUAGAAGAUGUUCAGCGUGCAGGGCUUGCUUUCACAAGCGGUGCUUCCAGUCCUCCCAGUGCCCCCGGUGUGCAAGGAUCUCAGCCAGGAGAAGCCUUUUGGAAAGUUUGCCCUCUGCGGCGACUUGAUGCCCCUGAGCAGUGGGGAAAAGACUGUUCAACAUGCCUUAUGAUAACACAAUUUGUGUCUGCUAUUGGUAACCUUGUUUUAGGUAUCAGGUAUUGUAUAUUAAGAAAAAAGAUGGACAAUAUUCUCUUUAUUAUAUAUACUUUCAUGUUUUAAAAGAAUGCAGAUUCUUUGUUAUUAAGCAUAAGGUUGUUACUAGUGGUUUUGUUUACAAACGUUUGAUACUUUUGCUGCUACUGGGGUUUUUUAAAAGAGUUUUUUGAUACUUCUUAAACUGUAUUUGAAUAGUUAUAUUUAGCUAAUGCCAGAGCCAGUUU